AUGUCCGUCAGUGUACGGCAUCUCAAUGGGGACUCAACUUUCCUCCUAGUCUUCUCCCCAGAGACUCAUCCAUUACCGUCCGACCUGCUCUCCGCCAACGGGGCCUUCUCUGUGCUCUUAGAUCCAUGGCUUUCAGGGCCAUCGGUCGUGACUGCGCCAUGGUUCGCCAAAACCACGUUGCGAACCCCGAGCGCGAUAUCUCAUCUCUCGGAGAUCGAAGAACCAGACGUCGUCGUGGUUUCACAGAAUAAACCGGAUCACUGCCACAAGGACACAUUGCUACAACUUCGGCCGGAGGGAAAGACCGUCAUCGCAGCCGAACCAGGAGCGGCGCGAGUAAUCAAGAGCUGGCGCCAUUUCGAUCCCAACCGGGUCGUGGGAUUGUCUAAAUUCGACCCCAAGGUCAAGUUCGGGCGGUCGCUGCGGCUUCGAAUUCCUCCAUUAUCACCAAGCGGCUUUCCAGGAGAGAUUUGUAUCUCGUUCAUAGCGGCAAAGAACUACAUCACCGGACUGCAUAAUGCGUUUGGCAUCACAUAUCAACCACCGACGCACACGCAGUCCGUGGCUCCGAUUGCAACCGUUGAUCUACCGAGGACCACCAAGUAUUUCCAUAUGCCGCUGAGCCCAAUGACUGUGCCACCCAGCAGUCCACCUGCACCGCUAUCGCCUCUGAGCAAUAGGCCAAUGUCCUUUUCAUUCAACGAUUCUGCUCUAGACCGGAAAUCUUUGCAGGAGUCUCGACUGCCACAGCCCCUGAGCUCACACAGGCCACGGUUAUCUCGGUCAUCCAAUACCGCUUCGUCUGAGUUCUUGCCCGUAACGGAGCAACCAAUUCUGAGGGCUGAGGCGAAGCUUGGCGAUGGGGAGAUUGUCCCCCGUGUGGUGACCAUUCCCAACCAGUCGCCGCUAUUGGAUAUUCCAUUCCACUUUGAAUUAGAUGCUGCGCCAACGUUUGUACGCAAGCUGCCGACGCCUCCAGAAUCUCCAGACGUCCCUGCCCAGGUGCAGCAGCCGCUGCCGCCGCCGCCCCCGACCACGACCUUUGGCUUCUCCCCAAUCCUCCCCUCAGCCAUGUCACCAAGUGCAUCUACCACCACUCCACGAGGCAGCCUCAGCACCACUUCGGUUCGGAGCCCGACACACCACAAAUCACUGUCGUCCGUUUCCUCCUGUCCAACUCUCAACAUCAACAGCCCUGUCACACCCGCGCGCCCCAGAGCCAUCUCCGUCAUCUACUCACCGCACGGCCUGCCACUCUCCGACCUCCAGCCCUACAUUGAGACACACCUCGUGCGCUUGGCGGGUGCCAUCCCACUCACGAUCCUCUUUCACUCGUUCGACCACGCCCAAAACCCAUGGUACUUUGGCGGCAACAUCAUGACGGGCAUGUACGGCGGCGCGGACAUCGCGCGGGCGCUGAUGGCCCGCUGCUGGAUCAGCGCACACGACGAGGAGAAGGACGACCGUGGCCUCAGCGUGAAGCGGCUUCGCGUGAAGCGGAUCACGGCCGAGGAGGUGCGCCGUGCGCUGUGGGAGGGCGAGGAGGGCGAGUGGUUGAAGAAGAAAGGCUGGACGUGUGAUGUCCGCAGCCUCGAUGUCGGCAAGGACAUGGUCGUGGGACCCACAAGGGAUUUGUGUGCUGGCAUGGAAGGCAAGCGCGAGAGCCGGCUGAUGAAAUUCGCCCUUCCUGUGUGA
Molecule: messenger RNA, 1695 nt
Organism: Exophiala aquamarina CBS 119918
Lineage: Eukaryota; Fungi; Ascomycota; Eurotiomycetes; Chaetothyriales; Herpotrichiellaceae
Exons: 1
Coding region: 1-1695 (564 amino acids)
Source: RefSeq, a predicted model, not a curated record